AUUUCAUCAUUGGCUUUCAAGUUGCCCGGUUAAAAAGUCGAAAAUCUUUUUUGUGUGUUGUGCUCAGUUUUUCUCAUAUUUUGCAUAAAUAAGAGCAAUGGGUGAUCAGGAAAGAGGACGACGUAGGCCUUUCAGUGCUGGUGAUAGUGCGCAUGAGCCUAAUGCAAAACUAUUCCGAGGACAAGCGAACAGUAGCGCAUCGCGCACUUUGGAUCCUAGGAACGCCCCAUCACCAAAAGACGAGAGGCCUUCCACAUCUCGUCAAGCUGCAGCUUGUGAGACAAAUACACCGCGUGGACCAGCAACUGGGGGUGGAAAUGGGAGCAAUCGAGUUCAGAAACGUAUGGAUCGAUUUGAAAUUGUUCACACAAGACCCGUCGAAGUGGUGUCGAAGGUUGGAAAAGAAGGCGCACCGAUUCAGUUAUUGUCGAACUAUUUUCGACUGAACACCACUCCUAAAUGGCGCAUUGUACACUACCAUGUUGAUUUAUCGCCAGAGAUUGAACUUCUCCGAGUACGCUGUGGCAUAUUAUCGGAUCAUGCUGCAGCAUUGGGAAAAGGCUAUCUUUUUGAUGGCAAACAGUUAUUUACGACAAAAAAAUUUGAGCAGGAUAUUACAAUUCUUAACGGAAAAUCUAAGCAGGAUAUUAACUACACUAUUACAAUUAAGUUUGUGGGUUUUAUUUCAACAGCGGAGGAGCGCUUUUUACAAGUGCUGAAUUUGAUAUUGCGACGUUCUAUGAAGGGACUUAACCUAGAGCAGGUCGGACGAAAUCUAUUUGAUCCGCACGCAAAGGUAUCGAUGCGUGAGUUUUCCUUAGAAUUAUGGCCUGGUUACGAGACUUCAAUACGACAGCACGAAAGAGAUAUUAUGUUGUGUAGCGAAAUCGCACAUAAAGUUAUGCGCACCGAAACCGUUUACGAUAUUCUUGUUCGCAGUUCCCAGAAUCCUGCUCGGCAUCAGGAGGAAUUUCGCAUGAACGUUUUGGGCUUAAUUGUGCUCACUGAUUAUAACAACAAAACAUAUCGUAUUAAUGAUGUUGACUUUACAAAAUCACCACUUGCUACAUUUAAUUGCAAGGGAAGAGACAUAAGCUUUGUAGAAUACUAUUUAACGAAAUACAACAUUCGCAUUCGGGAUCACAAACAACCAUUGCUUGUUUCGAAGAAUAAAGAUAAAGCUCAAAACACGAACGCCAACGAAUUGGUUAUUCUCAUUCCAGAGUUGUGCCGCGUUACUGGGCUUACAGAUAACAUGCGCUCCAACUUUCAACUUAAACGCGCGAUGGCAGAUCACACACAGUUAAAUCCAGCCAGACGUAUCGAUCGCUUGCGCACAUUUAACCGAAGGUUGCAGACGACUCCCGAAAGUGUAAGGGUACUGAAUGAUUGGAACAUGAAGUUAGAUGAGAAUCUUGUUGAGAUUCAAGGUCGUAUAAUUGCACCACAAAAAAUCCUCUUCCUUAAUAAUCGCAUUUCCGCUGGGGAUCAGGCCGAUUGGACGCGUUAUUUUCGGGAUAAUCAAAUGUUUACUACACCCAGUCAAGGACUUGAUCGCUGGGCAGUAAUUGCACCACAACGAAACUCUCGAGAUCUUCGCACACUGCUUCAGAAUUUAAAUCAAGUUGCGCGUGGCAUGGGUUUUCAAAUCAGAAGCCCACGCGAAACUAUGAUUUACGAUGAUCGCACGGGCAGUUACAUUCAAGCCUUAGACGACUGUGCCCGCAUUGAUCCACAGUUAAUUUUAUGCCUCGUGCCAAAUAACAACACCGAACGAUAUUCGUCGAUCAAAAAGAGAGGAUGCGUGGAUAAAGCAAUUCCUACUCAAGUGGUAACAACAAAAGCCACUCAAAGGGGAAUGAGUGUCGCUACAAAAAUUGCAAUACAAAUCAAUUGCAAGCUCGGCUACACCCCAUGGAUGAUAGAUUUACCGUUGUCCGGGUUGAUGACAAUUGGAUUUGAUAUAGCAAAAUGUACUCGUGAUCGCUCGAAGGCCUAUGGAGCUUUGGUUGCUUCGAUGGACCAACAACAAAACUCGACAUACUUUAGUACUGUGGCUGAAUGUAGCGCAUACGAUGUGAUGGCCAACAAUUUAUGGCCAAUGAUGUUAAAGGCUCUUAGACAAUAUCAUCGCGAGCACCAAAAGUUACCGGCCAGGAUAGUAUUUUAUCGUGAUGGUGUGAGCUCAGGCUCGCUAAAACACUUGGUUGAAUAUGAGGUUAAGGAUAUUGUAGAAAAGCUUGAAGCUGAAUAUCAACGCGCUGGGUCUACAACACCGCCAAUGCUUGCAUAUAUUGUGGUGUCAAGGGCGGCGAACACCCGACUCUUCACAUCGUCCAAACAAAAUCCACCGCCUGGAACCGUGGUUGAUGAUGUGAUCACAAUGCCCGAACGUUACGACUUUUAUUUAGUGUCUCAGGCAGUUCGUCAUGGGACGGUCGCCCCCACAAGCUACAAUGUAGUCCAUAGCAAAAUUCGAUUGAGUCCCGAUCAAAUUCAAAAACUCACAUAUAAGAUGUGUCAUUUAUAUUACAAUUGGUCGGGCACUACACGCGUUCCAGCAGUAUGCCAAUAUGCUAAAAAGCUAGCAACCCUUGUAGGUACAAACAUACACGCCAUUCCACAGAAUGCGCUUGAGAAAAAGUUUUAUUAUCUUUAAGUUUAAAGUUUAAUCGAAAUCACAAUAUCUAUAAGUUGAAUUGAAAUUGAAUUUACUAUUGGAUAUAGAUUUUUAUGUUUCUCCAAAUAAUUUCAGAUGACUAUUUUUGUCAAAUUGCAGUUACACAAUUGAAUUUAGUUUUUGAUUUAAUAAUAAAGUAGACUACCACAAAAGUAAAUUG
Messenger RNA from Drosophila nasuta, 2840 nucleotides. RefSeq names its product P-element induced wimpy testis (gene piwi). The transcript has 8 exons. Bases 98 to 2659 code for a protein of 853 amino acids. Lineage: Eukaryota; Metazoa; Arthropoda; Insecta; Diptera; Drosophilidae. The record is from RefSeq and is a predicted model, not a curated record. Gene Ontology annotation, molecular function: protein binding; RNA binding.